UGGUUAACCAACUUCAGGACUUAACGUCACACCGUGAAACUCUAAGGACCUCCUGGCAACGGGAGAAGACAUUACGUUCUUGGUUUUGAGUGUUGAUUGACAAUCAAUAACGAGAAUGGACGACAAGGAGCCCUUGUCAGCUCUCUCUGGUGAAGAUACCUUGUACCAAACCGCCAAACCGGGUAGUUUGUCUGAGAUAGUCCAAAAGUGCAGGCCUACUGGUGAUUACUACAACAUGCAAGAAAGCACUAUUGAGGAAUUGUUUGGUGUUUAUGUCUACAACAAGCAAGAAAGCAAUAUUGAGGAAUUGUUUGGUGUUUAUGUCUACAACAUGCAAGAAAGCAAUAUUGAGGAAUUGUUUAGUGUUUAUGAGGACAUAUCUUUAUUUCAUUACAAGAAAAAGGAAACUGAGAAAGAACAAAUUUUUAGUCCUUUUAGCUAUAAAUGGCUUACCAUGAAUACGAUGUCGGAGAAAAAGGAAACUGAGAUAGUACACAUUUUAUAUAACCGGAUUACGAAAUCGUUGGAUUUGCUUCUCAAACCAGAGAAUCUCUAUGCAGAUACGAAUCCAAGAAUGAAAAUGAAAUCUAAUAAAAUGGAGCUGCACACGGAUUUUCUUUCUCGUAUGAUGCUCGGGGAUCGAAUGCCUUCGAAUAUUUCGGUGGCUAAUAAUGAUGACCAACUACCUGAACUUCAAGACCAAGCUCCUCCAGCAAAUGUGCGCUCUUUCUUAAACAAGAAAAAUAUCACAGAAACAUCGAAGCAUAAAAUCAACUUGGAUAUUGACAAGGAGUUACCUACACAUCGUUUCGUUACACCAUUCCGCAGCCAACGAAAUGAGCUGCGGUCAUUUGUGCCAGUGUCAGCUUAGCUGGCCUCAGGACACUUUGGGCUUUAAAAGAGACCCUAUAAACAGCGAAAAAGCCUGGCUUGAUUUCGCUGUUCGACUUUUGUCCCGAGAGGUGGUGGGAAAGGGCAAAGGUCAAGAAACUGUUUGGAAUGAUAAAUGCAAACCUGAUUGGUGGGAUGGGACUGUGGGCGUGUCUUGGAAGAACCCAACCUCAAAUCCCAAAGACACUAAAGAUGUUUUACAAAAGAAAUACUUGGCCCUUGAAAAACAUUUAGUUGCUACUGGCAGGUUCCCAAAAGAGCUUGAAGAGGAAGCCAAACUUUGGAGUGCUCGGAAAAUGCAGGAACUGUAUCUGCACACAAAAUUGACCAGUUUUGUUUGCAAAGUCACCAGCUUGCAUAGCUUUGUUAUUAGUAUUAGUGAAAAUGUGAAAGAAUUGAACUCUCAUGUUAAUAUCUUGUUGGUUGACUGCAUUACCAAGUGCUUAAAAUCCACUUUAACUGCUAUUGAAAAUUUGAAAGUUACAGAAUCAGUCGGAGUCAAACGACACUAUAGUGAUAUAGCGGACGAUAACCCAGUUCCAUCAAAAGCAAGCAAAUCAGAGUUAUCUUAUCACGCGUUCAGUCACAAAGCAAUGCAAAAGCAGAAUUCUAGAGAUAUUGGCGUCGAUAAUAUACCACAUUUAUUUCCUAAUACAACUAUCUCAACCGAGGGAAAUGAUAAUGUUAGUGUUUCAAACAAUAUAAUCCGAGAUUGUGUAGAUAUGAGAAUGUCAUCUAGAGAAGUUCCAGACAUUCAAAACGAUAGUCAUGCCAUUCCUUCUGUAAACACCCUUAACCUUGACCCUGAAGUAGCGAACAACAAAGUGACUACUGAUGGUAUUCACAUGACAACAACUGUCUCAGAAGAGGAAUGUGUCUUAAACAUCUCUUCGAAUAAGUCUGUGCUUCCUAUAACUAGAGCCUCAAAUUUUCAUUCUGGCAUAUCUCUCUCCUCUGAUCUAAAGGAAUUCGGUUCCCUCCCACGAUUUAUCUCCUCAGCUUAUGUAGCCCCAUCUAGAGUUGACAACACUUCUCCCAUGAUUCCACCGAGAAGUGAAUUUAUUCCCAUAAGGCAAUCGUCGUCUGCUUCUCUCGAUUCUUCAGAUUCUAAAAAUAGCUCUCUGUCGUUAGAUGGCGAUCUUUGUCCAGAGUACUUUGAUUGCACACCUAAUUGUCUUUCUACUGAUUGCAAUCUUAACCCUAGUUCCUUACUAAACAGUUUAAGUGCUAAACUCACUAAUUUCACAGAAAUUGAUUCAUCUCCAGAUUCUAAGCCUAAUUCUAUAUUUGAUGACUCGACUGUAAAUGAUCGCAGUUCAAAUAUUAACUCGCCCCUUAACGUUACAAGAUCUGAUUCAAUUGUUCACGAGCAUUCUAUGUUUUCUACUGAUCACACUAACUCUAAUGAAACGGACAUAACUACAAGUCUCGUAGAUGUUGGUGUUAAUUUUCCAUGGAGUCGAUUCGACAAAACCGCAGACCUGACCAAUCAAAUGAGCCAGUACGUGGCGAACAUAGACGUGAGUAUUUUAUGUAAAAAGGACGAGUCCAAACUUUUACAACAAUACUUGCUAGAUGAUAAUGACGAUUUAUCAGUCUUCUAUACUAGCUAGACAUCUUGAGUUUGUCAUGUCUUCUAUACUAGUUAGACAUCUUGAUUUUGUUUUGUCUUCUAUACUAGCUAGACAUCUUGAUUUUGUUUUGUCUUCUAUACUAGCUAGACAUCUUGAUUUUGUUUUGUCUUCUAUACUAGCUAGACAUCUUGAUUUUGUUUUGUCUUCUAUCUUUUGAACUUCAAGUAAGGUUCCUCUUCUGUUGUUCACAUCGUGUUGACUGAGUGUCAAGUGUUUUUCACAUCUACACAUUUUCUCUUAACUCUUUCUCUCCGUUAUUAUUUAACACGUUCUGGUGGAAUCAACGCUGGUAUCGUCAGUUAGGAGACAAAGAGUUAAGACUGUCUCACUCUCUUCCUUUAGUAAUUAAGCCUUGUAUUCAGAGGCAUUUAAAACUCGUAUUGCUUCCAUCUUGUUUUCGAAGACGCUUUUUUUUUCUUCAAACUUUUUAUUCGUGUUAGUGGUAGACUAAUCGCAUCAGUAUGAUGUUUACUUUUAUAAGGUUAGUGUGCUAUAAUAAUCCUUCUUUAAUUAAUAACAUGAUCUAUUAUUGAUUCUAACUUGAACUGUUUUAGGGAAUCUCUGUGGUAUUUUAAAAAUAUUAGAGUAAUUUAAGCAUCAUUUCCAACUGUUUUCUUUAGUCAUACGACACGUGCAAAACAUUUCAGUAUUUUGUAGGCCUACCUAUCAAAACAGAAUUUGACAAAAAAGUUGAUUAAAAUCUGUGGCAUAGCUAUUGUGGGGGGUCAGGGGAAGAGGAUUUUAAAAUCCCCUCGGGCCCCCACUUGAGUGUUCGAAUUUUUUUUACAUUAGAUAUUAAAUAUUACAUCAUUAUUUCAUGUUAUAUCGAAUGUCAAAAUGAUGAGGCCCCUAAAGAGAUGAAACCCCGGGCCCUUAAAUAUUUUAUUUCAAAAUUUCAUUAGACAGUCUAGAAAUUAAAAGAAUAUUAGAGCCAGCAAUUUAAAAUAUACACACAAAAAAAUACAUUUUUCCUAUUUAAAACAUGAUCAAAGAUAGAUAACCCAGAAAAUCAAAAGCUUACAAGUUUGACUAUUCUGGCGAUUGUAACCUGAUAAGUGGGUAACUGAAGAGCUGGAUAGCACUUUGGCCAUCGUUGCUUUGAAAAUCUGGCCAACUAAAUAUGUUUUGAAAAUAUUUUUUUUUCCUGAAGAUAUGAUUAUAUCUAGGCGCGAAAGUAUCUUAUGAAUACAAAUCGGAUAUGUUCCUCCCAGUUACUGUAAGUAGAUCUAGCAGGUUUGCAAAGCAAGUUUUUUUGUUUUUUUAAAUUUUUCACUAUAACAUUUUUUGUGUGUUUGUAACAUUUAAGUUACACAAGCUUUUGUUGCGGUUUUUAAAUUUAAACUGCUUUUUAUUUUUAGAUUUGGUUGACAAGCUUUUUAUAAUCUGUGUGCGCCAGGAUAUAUUCAUGUGUAUAACCAUUUUUGUAUCAGUGGCGUAGCAACCCUAAUCCUGAACCAUGACUUAUAAGACUGGGGGUGGUCGUUUAUCACUUUGAAGAAUGCCUAUAACGAUUAAGUAUCACGACACUGACUUGUAAGAUAUUUUUACUUAACAGACUGUAGUCAAUGUGCUGAUAAAUACAGGGAAAAUGUUUACUAGGGUGUCAUGUUGCCAGCACAACGUAAGGUAAGGUACCCAUUAGUGGUGUGCGGACACGGGUACGCCCUAAAAAAUCACGAAUCAAAUCACAAUAUACAGGAUGACAUGCUUAUUUUUUCACACUUACACUUAUAGUUUUUUGGGGAGGGGGAUGGGGGGGGGCAUCAUCAUAUUCUUGUACCCGGGUCUACAGGUUCUUUGCGCUGCCACUGUUCUUUAUAGAUGUUGGUUCCUGUUACAGUUGUCAAAUUGUUAUACCAGGGGAAAUACAAAAUAAUCAGAAGUAAAUAAAAUAUAUUUUUUUUUACUUCUCUUUAAGCUUCAUGCUAUUAAGAAUCUGUUUAUUUUUAUUACAGAGCUUUAAAAGGAGCAUAUUUUGAUUUUGACUAAUUAAAUUGAUAUAUUGUUUUUAAAAACUAGAUCUACAUUAUGACAAUAUUUUGAUCAAUUGAAUGAUUUUGUUUGAAGUUUGACUAUUUUCUGUACAUUGUAGGUAUUUGUUUUUGGUUAUAAUUACUAUUACUGUUAUUAAUUGGCUUUGAUUCUUUAAUUUUAGAUGUUGACACAUUGUAUUUUAUGACACACUGUAUUUCAUGAUAACUAGACUAUGUGACUCACACAUUGCAUUUACGUAACUUUCAUUACUACAUGACAAUAAAAGGUCUAUUAAAAAUCUU
This is a messenger RNA of Biomphalaria glabrata, 4801 nucleotides long. RefSeq lists its product as uncharacterized. NCBI's taxonomy places the organism in Eukaryota, Metazoa, Mollusca, Gastropoda, Planorbidae. The coding region runs from base 116 to 871 and encodes 251 amino acids. The record is from RefSeq and is a predicted model, not a curated record. The transcript is spliced from 8 exons.